AUGAAUUUGUCGGAAAUAUAUUCGUAUGAGGAGAGGGCGAUAGACACGGUGGUGUCUGUUAUAAACCGGGCCAAAGAGACGGUCGGGACUCGGCAGACGUUGAGGCAACUCGCAGGCACCCGUGACUAUUACACCUCCCCGCCUAAGGUGCCCCUGACAAGCCUCGGACCCCCCCUCGCCGUUACAAGCGAGAAGCUGAUUGCCGACACCAUCGAGAAGAAGUGGAACCUGACGAAGACCUUCAAAUACUCGCUGAAGUACAAAGGCAGCACUAAGAACGAGUGCUUGAAGUAUUUCUAUUUUGAGGCCAUGUUCAGCCAACCGACUGCAGCGUAUCCAGUGCCGCAAGCCACUGCUUCUGUGUUCUUCUGCGUUGAAGACAAGCUUAUCAGGCCACCGGAGACCAGGGGAAAUCCAAAGAUAACCUACAGAAUCGAAGGUCACCACUCUGACCACGACAUCCGUUACGUGUUGCUGCCAGCGGACUGGCUCCUUGCGGUUAUCAUGAUGAAAAUCAAACUGUUCAGAAGAAUUGAAAGCUACAACGUGUUU
Molecule: messenger RNA, 552 nt
Organism: Iphiclides podalirius (scarce swallowtail)
Lineage: Eukaryota; Metazoa; Arthropoda; Insecta; Lepidoptera; Papilionidae
Source: the annotation of a GenBank genome assembly